AUGAGCCUCGAGAGCCUUGACGAGGAGAUCAAGGGCAAUAAUCUGCCCAAAACCAAUCCCCCUUUACCACCAACACUGUUAGAUGGACUAGCUGCUCGUGGCCCUAUCUUGCAAGUUAUGGUCAAGCGCAGGGUAGUUCAAAGUUAUCCCCUGCCAUGCAUUCAGCACUAG
Molecule: messenger RNA, 171 nt
Organism: Coprinopsis cinerea okayama7#130
Lineage: Eukaryota; Fungi; Basidiomycota; Agaricomycetes; Agaricales; Psathyrellaceae
Exons: 2
Coding region: 1-171 (56 amino acids)
Source: RefSeq, a predicted model, not a curated record